This is a messenger RNA of Arctia plantaginis, 3159 nucleotides long. Lineage: Eukaryota; Metazoa; Arthropoda; Insecta; Lepidoptera; Erebidae. The record is from the annotation of a GenBank genome assembly.
AUGUCAACAAAAUCUCACAUAUCUACAGAAUUGAGCGAUAGUAUAAGCAAUGUUUUGGGGAAAAAUGUUAAAAUUCUAUACAAAUCCCUUAUCCGCAUGGAAUCAAGAGGCGAUAAAGUAGAUAACAAAGUGUUGGUAGUAACAUCUUACAGAAUUUUCAUCACCACAGCAAAAGUACCAACACGGGUUGACAAUGGAUUUCACUUGAUGGAGAUAGAGGCACUAGAAAGCAAGAAGGCUAACCAUCUGUCAAUAACAUUGAUUCAUGAACAUAAGCCAGUGUCUAUACUUAUAGGUGAAGAAGGAACCUCCGAGGGACUUUUAAAUAUAAUGCACGCAUUAUCAAUGGCAUUCGACGAUCUAUAUCCAAACGUAUCUAUGGUGGACAUAAUUUCAAAGGUAUAUUUGCCAUUCCCAGUGCCUCAAGUAAGCGGAACUCGGAAGCAUUCUACUUGUGGUGAUUUCUCAAACCAAUAUGCAGCAAUGUGUGAUCUCUGCCAAACGCCCUUCAGACCUGAAGUGGCAUGGGAUAUUGAUACAAUAUAUCUGGCGCAUGAUAUAAGAAUGUUACAUCUAAAAGAUUUUGAUCAUUUAGAUCAAAGAGACCUGAUCCCCUUAGUUAUGGCCUUACAACACAACACGUGGUUUCAUGGUGUUUGCGGUGACGGUGUCCGAGCGAGUGGUGAAGCGUGGGAGAGUAUAUGUCGAAUGGUGCGGUGCGCCAGGCCCCCUCCCGAGCGACUGUCGUGGAGAGCAGCAGCACUCAGGCAUGACCAUGCAGCCCGGCUGGGCUACGCGCUUUGUCGGGCAAGGCAUCGCCCUGCCAUGCAUACAAUAGACUUCUCGCAGAAUCACAUUGAAGACAAAGGUGCUAUUAGUAUAUUGAGUGGUCUGGCUAACAAUCCAGAUGGAUUGAGACAUAUUGCCUUGUCUCAAUGUGGGCUGACCGGCAAAACUGUGAUGCACCUAGCUACCUUGUUGAAUGACAAUCCAUGUCAUCUUUCUACUUUAUCGCAUCUCGACUUAUCCUACAAUAAUCUAAAGGAUGAUGUACACAAUUUGUAUAAUUUUCUCGCUCAACCGAAUGUUUUAACGCAUUUAAAUCUGACAAACACGGAGACAACCUUAGAAAAUAUGUGGGGCGCAUUACUGCGAGGAUGUGCGGCUCGCCUGAGCACUCUGUCAGUGGCCCGCAACCCGUGGUCGGCGGCGCGGCGCGCCCGCGACCCUCCGCCUUCCUUCCGACAGUUCUUCACAGCCUGCCUCGCGCUUACUAACCUCGACUUUUCUUACUGCAAAAUGCCGCCAGACGCUCUCAAGAGUCUAUUACUCGGGUUGGCGUGCAACGAGAGCGCUGCAGGAGUGCAACUUAACCUAUCCGGUGUACUAUCGUCUUCCCAAGUGGCACAUGUACUAGAGUCUUGUAUACACGGUGUGAGGUGUCUACAGUCAUUGGAUUUGUCGGAUAACAGUAUGGAAUUCGAGUUGUCUGGCAUCGUAAGAGCAAUUGGGAAGAAUCAUUCAAUCACACAUUUAUCAUUAAGCAAAUUGACGGGCAAACGAUCUUAUGCACCACCUUUAAUACAGGCACUAGUCCAUGUCCUCCAAGAACCUGAUACAGCGUUAACUUCGUUAGAUCUCAGCGAUUGUAAGCUAAAGGGCGACUUGUACGGGUUGCUAAACGCCUUGGGUGGUGCGAGAAGACUUCGCUCUUUAGAUGUAGGAGGUAACUUGGCCGGUGAUGCGGGUGCAAGACUCCUUGCAAAAGCUCUACAAUGCAAUUGUACACUACAAACCCUCUAUAUUGAUCGAAAUGCCUUCAGUUUACAAGGUUUAACUGAUAUAGCUACAGCUUUACGUCGAUCAGUGAGUGUACGUCGUGUCGAGUUCCCCGGCUGUGAUGCAGCAGCGGGCGGUCGUGGCGCGAGUGAACGCGUGGCCACCUUGUGGAGAGACUUACAUGAAAGGUUGUCGCAGAACGGCAGCCCGGGCGGCGCGCACACGCUGCGCGCGCUGGCGCUGGAGCGCGCGUGGGCGGGCGGCGAGGCGGCCGCGGCGCUGGCGGCGCACGCUGCGCACGCGCUGCCGCCGCCGCCGCUGCCCGCCGCGCUCGAGCGCGCCGCCGCCGCCGCGCACCACCUGCUGCACCAGUACCUGCAGAGAUGCGGCGAAGUCUUCGCAGCGAUGGGCGGCAGCGGUUCCAGUAGUGAACUCGUCUCUUUGCAAGCCGUGCGAGACGCUAUGGCACCCUGUCAAAAUCCCCUUCAAGAUCUACUUAACCAGGCUGUGGAAAGCCUUGCUCUUUUAGCAUGCGAGAACGUGGACAACAUUGACAGUGAACCAGUUCCUAGUACUGAUGGUGAUAUACCGGAUUUACUUACACCCAUCUCACACUCUGGGGCCACGCCGCUGGGCUGCCGGCGGCGCGAGCGCGGCGGGCGGCGCGUGCGGCCCAAGUCGGUGGCGGAGCAGCAGCAGUGCAGCUCCAACGAGAUGCUGUCGCUGCCGCCGCUGCACGCCGAGGCGGCCGACGCACUCGCCGACCUGCCCGCGCACACGCUGCGACACCUCGUCAAAGGUCGACCGAGAAGAACCAAAACGAGAGCACCGACUCGGCCGAUAACGGACCAGUCUCAGGAUAUCGAUGAGGGUUUGGAAGAAUUUUGGCGUACUUGCCGUACACCACCGGGCAGCGAGGAAGCGUCACUAUCAGCUCGUACACCUUUGACAUCACGCUCGCUGCACUCCCUGUCGUCGCUGGCAUCACCAUCGCCGCUGCGGCACUCGCCCACGUUGCAACGCGACGACACCAUGUACAGUGUGACAUCGGGUGAAAGUACGCCUGUCUUAUUAGAAUGCGAAGUGUCUCGUUGCAAGUCUUCCGAUAAUGUAGGCACCAAGGCAACAGCAUCGACGCCGCCGCCGUCACGAUCUUCCGAUAACGUCAAUACCAUGGGAAACGGAUGCGCCCGCACGCCCGGCAAAGCCCGCCCCUGGUCCGUCGCCGGCGUCAACCCGGACAAUAACGCCGCAGCUUGCACUACUGAAGGCGUGGAGGCGUGCGUCGGAGGCAGCAUCGUGGGCAUCACGCCGGGCGCCGCACUAACCAGUUCAAUGCUACGAGAUCAUCCUUUAACUCCAGAGGGCUCUGAAGCCUAA